AUGAGGUUGAACUUCAGCGAACCACCCACCCCGAGCCUGAGUCGCCAGAACACCACAAUUCAAGGUCAUCACCAACGACGCGGCACUCAUCCUCAUCGCCUAUCGUCACGUGCUAAGCCUAGGAGAUGGCCGUUGGUCUUCCGAUUCAUUAAAGGUGCAAUCCAUGGCGCAAUAUUAUUCCCUGUGUUCUUGCACGCGGUUUUUACAACACUGAUCGUGUAUCUGGAUACAUAUGUGUUUGACACUGUCGGCUUACCUAGCACUAUUAUCCCCUCGUUGUCAAUAGUCGUGGGACUGAUGCUCGUCUUCCGCAACCAAACAUCCUAUAACCGUUUCUGGGAUGGACGCAACGGAAUGAACACGCUCAAUACCUGCGUGCGGAAUCUCGUCCGCACAAUUGCGACAAAUAGUUACAACGCUAAGCGCGGACCACCCACAGCUGCAGAGCGUGAGGAUAUCGAGCGCACUAUUCGUAUUCUAAUGGCCAUCCCUUACGCCGUGAAGAACCAUCUACGCGCUGAGUGGGGCGCCGCUUGGGUAUUCGGCGGCUCCAUCGAUGAGGAUUUGAAUCUGCAUGGCAGUACACUUUACAACCCCGAGUACGCCAACUUGCUUCCGGCGGGCUUGGUGGGACAUGAAGACGAGGGACUGGGUCUUCCUUUCCAGUUGACAUUUUUCAUUGACGGCUUCAUCAAGCGUGGCGAGGGGCGAGGGUGGUUUCCUGCACCAGGGGCUAGUCAGAUGCAGGCCCAGUUGAACACAUUGACCGAUGCGUAUGGAAGAAUGGAAACCAUCAAAUUGACACCCAUUCCUGUCGCUCACUUAAUUCAUCAAAAACAAGUCCUCGCCCUAUUUGGCUGCGUUUUGCCCUUUGCCAUGGUCGACGAGAUGGGAUGGUGGGCAAUUCCUAUAGUCAGCUUGGUCAUCUUUACCCUCUAUGGUAUCGAGGGCAUAGGGUCUCAACUGGAAGAUCCAUUUGGUUACGACCGAAAUGAUAUCAAGAUGGAUGCCAUUGCUGGCGAUUCCAAGGUUGAGAUUGACGUUGUCUUAUCUGAAUGGCGCACACACUCAAAGGCCAUGGAUGCGCUGAGACACCAGCCAGCCGGUGCGUACCAUGGAGAUUUAUGCCUGACUCCUACGCGUGAUGCAAGCAGUGAUGACCAAAGGGAUGAUAAAUACGCACCGCCGGAUUUGUUUUUGAGACUUAGGCCGAACACAGGAAGAUAG
Messenger RNA from Penicillium brevicompactum, 1227 nucleotides. RefSeq names its product bestrophin family protein. The record is from RefSeq and is a predicted model, not a curated record. Gene Ontology annotation, molecular function: chloride channel activity. NCBI's taxonomy places the organism in Eukaryota, Fungi, Ascomycota, Eurotiomycetes, Eurotiales, Aspergillaceae. Bases 1 to 1227 code for a protein of 408 amino acids. The transcript has 4 exons.